UCACAAAACAUCAAUGAUGUCAAGGGUAGAGAUGACAAUGUAGAUCAGCCACAGCGAUACGGCAAACAGUGCUGUGACAUACCGGGGCCUCGGCGGGCCGCCCAGCUCUCCCUUGAAGAACACCCUCCUCACCACCAGCAUAGCAAUGCACACCACAGCACAGCAGGUGAAGACCAGCACGCUGAACCCCAGGCCCUUCUGCGGCACGGCGAAGCCCCCCUCGGGGUAGGCGUCGAUGAUGUCCUUUUGGUAGUCUUUGGAGUAUUUUCUCUUCCAGGUGUCGGUGGGGCCGAGGAUGCUCCAGUAGACGGCGCCGAUGGUCCAGGGGAGGCCCAGGCCGAGGAACACAUUGACCGAGUUGGAGCCCGUGACGUUGCCGAUGGAGGCGUCAGCGUAGGGGUCCUGCCAUGCAGUGCAGGUCACAGGGAGAGAGAGGCGGUGAGGUGAGGUGAGGUGAGGUGAGACAUGCACACACACUUGUCGGGACCUACCUACCUGCUGUGCUGCGAUUUUGGAUGCAAAGGUGUCUGGCAGGCUGGUGCCCAAUGCGACCAAAGUGAUGGCGGUCAACGAGUCGGGAACUGAUGUACAAUGACGCACACACACGUAGACACAUACAAACACAGACGCAGCAUCAAGAUGGGUGGCCCGCUUAUGCUCACUUCCCAAGACGCAUCCCAGCAGCGACGCCAGGUCUCCGAUGAGCGCCGUGCAGAGCCCGAUGAGAGCGAGUGCGAGGAAGAAACACGCCCAGCCGUUCCAGAUGGAUGUGGGCGGGCAGAUGAUGGCGAAGACGAUCUUCCACGGCAGGGCGACUAUGUGCAUGAUCCAUGACAUCACCCCGGCCUCUGCCUGCUCCUCCUUGCUGCGCACGUGCAGUGCAUCCAUCGAGAGACGGGGAGCGCAGGGGAGGGCAGGGGAAAGAGGGAUCGGAUCGAUGGCUGUGUGGUGUGGCUAGAAAAGGUUGGCUUGGCUGACCUGCCGUUGACCCAUAUAGCGGCUUUGAUCUGCUCGUACCAGUCGGAUGUGCCGAGCUGCACCUUGUGCUUGUUGACGUACAGCAUCCCCGCCAAGGCAUCCACCGCUCCCCUGAACACCCACAUAGAGAGAGACACGGACCGACAGACGCAGAUGGACGGACAAUAGGGGCAUCCAUCUUGCUUUGUGUUGGUUGCAUCGUAUCACUUGGAAGCGGGGUCAGCGUCGAUAUAGACGACGGCCACAGCGCGGUCCUCACCGCCGUCGCUCUUUUUGUUGAACUUGACGCCAGCAGGGGAGGGGUUGCUCAAUAUCACCUGACAGACACAGACACAGAGAGAGAGAUGUCAGAUGUCAUCAGGUAGGCAUGUGGCCAGGCCCACCCUGAAUCGUUCGUUCUUCUCGUAGUCUUCGUCAUUGACGACGUCUAUGCGGAUCUUCUUGGUGUGCUCCUCGUGCUCAAACACUAUCGUACCCGACUGACCGAUGUAGUCCUGCGGAGACACCGCUGAGUCAUCUUUGGUCAUGUAGCUGCAUUGCCAACACAUGGAUGGAUGGAUGGAUGGAGAGAGGGGUGUCUCAUGACUCACUCGACGGUGAUUCUGCCAGCUGUGCCGUUUCGCCGCACUACGGUGAGCUCGACGGCCCCCUGGGACUCCACCACACGAUAGGUGUCCUGCACACACACCAGCACAGGAGGUGUGUGGAGGGAGGGGUGUGUGUGGGAUGUCUUUCUGUCUGUCUGCUUAACGCUUUCAAAGUCGAGCACCCCCGGGCUGUCGUCAUUGAGGAUAGUUACGGUGCACUUGGACAACUUGCCCAGACGACACUGCAGAAAGGACACAGAGGAUCAGGCAGUCGUGAGGCAGGCUGCCCGCACAGAUGAGCCCAUGGAUUAUGUGCGCACAACAAAGUCGUCGUGGUCCGUCUGGGGGUCCUUCAGGUGCACUGUGAACCGCUUGUCGGGCUCCCAAUCCUGCCCAUAGGACACAAGACACACACGCCAUUCAUUAUCGGCGAUGGACCGAUCUUCUCAGCGUCUCACAUUGUUGUCGAUGAUGGGGACUUGGAUGAUCUUGUCGGUCUCGCGUGGCUCGAAGGUCAACACGCCCUGCCAUCCGUCCGCCCACAUCACACAUGUGUAGACGCUGCGCCGGGCUGUGCGUUGCGUUGCCAUAUGUGCUGCUGACCUCCGCGGCCACAUAGUCUUUUGGUGCCUUGGCAUUCCCAUCCUUGGUGUAGUAGGCCACUGUCGCUUUCCCAUCGAGCUGACCAGCACGCCGCACCUCGACCUGCACACACGAAACGGCCCAAUACGAUCAUCCCAUCCGCCACUGUCCCCUCUGUCUCUGUGUGUGGACCAUUGCCGACUGACUGACCGCCGCAAAUCCAUCGCAUUCGAGAAAGGCCGCGUGUGGCGUCCCGAACUCCAUCGAAAUGAAGCUGUCCAGAUCGACCCGCGAACCAAACAAAGACCCCCACUUCCAGGACCGGUCGGUGCGAAAAGGAGUGUGGGGGGCGUGGGGGCUCGUGACGCUGCCACGCACACUCACCGCCAUCUCCGCACCCGAGCCCCCUGUGUCAGCUGCGGCCGCUGCUGCAGCACCGGUCUCGAUGUCGAGGGUGGGGGGCUCCUUGCGGGGUCUGCGUGGGGUCGUCUGGGGGGAGCCGGAGGGGGGAGCCUCCUCUGGUAUCGCGCUCGGCUCUUCCAAGGUGGUUAGGGCUCUGCCGCCAGUGAUGUCACGAACGGCCUUGCAUCUAACAGGUCAAUGGAGACAACAUACACACGUGUGGAGGGGUGUGUGUGCGUGUGCCUGUGUGUGUGUGUGUGCCUGUAGUAUGCUCUGGAUCUCUUGGUGGGCGACUGCUCGAAGCCCUUCUCCUUCGAGAUCAGCUUUGCGAUGGUCUCGGCCGGCAGCUCCUUGCCGUACUCACUUCUCAGGCUGACCACAGGCACCAGGACACACACGUGACUGAUAGAGGGGUCGACAGAUGACCAUCCAGACGCACUCACGUGUGUCUCAUUUUGGCGAUUUCUUCCUUAGUGACGCCCUGGAAAUCGCACUCCAGCUCCUCGAUGCGAUUUAUGGGGGUGCGAUGGACCCCGCCGAAGACGCGAGUGAAGAACCCCUGGUCAGCAGCAUACGCCAUCAGCACCAGCAAAGGGAAAAACAAAAAAGUCAGCACACCUGCACAAGGAAAGAGACAUCGGCCACUCCACUGAGAGAGAAGAACUCGUUGUGGAAGGAUGAGGCAGAGGCACCUACCUUCCCAGACGUCGACAAUGUUUGGUGUGGAGACGGCGAGGAUGAUGUACAGCCAUAUGUAGGCGAAGAUGGAGGCAAACGUGGUCACACCGAACACCGAGACGUCCUUGAUAGCACGAAUCUGACACAACCACCGGGAGAAAGAGAGAGAGAGAGAGAGAGAGUGGCCCCCUCCAUGCCAUGCCACCACCUUCCACCUCUUCCCCAUGUUUCUCACUCACCUGUCCGCUGGGUACAGCCACGAUGCACACGCCCACAAUGACGAACAGAUUGUACGCCGCCGACCCCACAAUGGUCGACGGGCCCAGCUCCCCAGAGCAGAAGUCAUUCCCCAGCAGCUCUAUCACCGACAGCAGGAUCUCGGGGGCCGACGAGCCAAGCGCCAUCAGAGUCAGAUUCUGCGCACACAUGACCGGCAGCAAAAAGAGAUGGAUGAAUGGAUGGAUGUGUCCGACAGAGGGAGACACACACAGACGCGCGCGUCUUGUGUGACUGACUGACUGACUGAGAGUCACUGACCGCGACGGUGUCGUUCCAGACUUUGACGUGGAACCGUCUCUUCUCGCCGUGGCCCACAUCCACAAACACCUCCUUCUCCACACUCGUCACGCUCUCUAUCGCCGACAUGAACACCUGCAGGCAAACAACACAGACAGCCGUCUCCAGGCGAUCUGCCCACCCCGCCCUUCCAUCUCCCUCACAUCGGCGAUGAUGGCCACCCCGAGGAAGCCCCACAGCAGGCCCAUCAGAUACAGAAUCGCCCGAAGAGGUGGCGGCCACUCCUGCUCGCCCACGCCAGCAAACAGCGGCAGAAACAGCCCCGGGCCGCGCGGCAGGUUGCCCGCGCCCACCUCGCAGAUGGCCUCUGAGUCAGGCAUGGCGCGGCACGAUGUGGAACGGCUUUCUUCAAGGUAGCAAGGGGGGAGGGGAGCGAUUCCCUGGGCGAUCAU
Messenger RNA from Vitrella brassicaformis, 4195 nucleotides. The record is from the annotation of a GenBank genome assembly. Lineage: Eukaryota; Vitrellaceae.